UAGUACAUAUUUGUCAUUUGAGCUGAAAACUGUGCAAAAAUUAAAUUUUCUGCAAGCAAAAAUGGCUCCCGUCUUAUAUUACAUGCCUGAAGGUCCUCCAUCGCGAGCAGUUGUCAUGUGCAUUCGUUAUUUAGAAUUGCGCGACAUUGAGCUAAAAUUAUGCCGCACUUAUAUGGGAGAAACAUCCGAACCUGAUUUCAUCAAAAUGAAUCCACAAAAAACGGUUCCCUUUUUGGAUGACAAUGGCUUUUAUUUGGCAGAGUCUCGUGCCAUCAUGCUCUAUCUCGUUCAUUCUCGUGCCCCUGAGAGCGUUUUGCUUGGUCGUUUUCCGAAAAAGCGUGCAAUGAUUCAACAUCGUCUGGAUUUUGAGCUGGGAACAAUUGCGCCGAUUGCAGGAAAAAUUAUUCGUGACGUCAUGAUGGGAGACAUGACAGUAAUUCCGCCUGAAUUGAAGGAGAAGUUGUACAAGGCGUUGGAAAUUACGAAUAGUUGGCUUACGAAGACGGCUUAUAUUGCCGACAAUUUCAUCAGUAUUGCGGACUUUUCUUAUCUUGCAACCAUAUCAACAUUUUUCCACUGUGGCGUUCCAAUCGAAGAAAAAUUCCCAAACAUCUGGGCAUGGUAUCAACGAAGCAAAUCUCUCGCUGGCUACGAAGAAAACGAAGAAGGAGCUCGAACCUUAGGACACAUGUUCAAACAAAAACUCGCAGAACCCUUUUAA
Molecule: messenger RNA, 721 nt
Organism: Culicoides brevitarsis
Lineage: Eukaryota; Metazoa; Arthropoda; Insecta; Diptera; Ceratopogonidae
Product: glutathione S-transferase 1-1-like
Exons: 3
Coding region: 62-721 (219 amino acids)
Biological process (GO): glutathione metabolic process
Molecular function (GO): glutathione transferase activity
Source: RefSeq, a predicted model, not a curated record